This is a messenger RNA of Eupeodes corollae, 926 nucleotides long. RefSeq lists its product as uncharacterized. Bases 41 to 640 code for a protein of 199 amino acids. Gene Ontology annotation, biological process: positive regulation of cytoplasmic translation. Gene Ontology annotation, molecular function: translation regulator activity; single-stranded RNA binding; zinc ion binding. The record is from RefSeq and is a predicted model, not a curated record. Gene Ontology annotation, cellular component: cytoplasm. Lineage: Eukaryota; Metazoa; Arthropoda; Insecta; Diptera; Syrphidae. The transcript has 2 exons.
UUUUGGACACACUUAUUCAGUUUCCGACAUUAUUGAUAAGAUGCGAAGUACUCCAUUUGUGUCUUCAAACACAUCUAUUAUGGGCUACAUUUUAAAAAUGCAAGAGCUUGCAUCACGUGCUGAUAUUGACGAGAAACAAAUUAUUCAAUUUAUCAUUGAUGGGUUCCAAGAUCGUUCCGCUAGCAUCGCCAUAUUGUACUCAGCACGCACAAUCGAUGAAUUAAAAAAACUGGCACACCGUUAUGCUCAACUACGAGGAUCAAAUUCAGCAGUUAACAGACCGAAAAAUUCCGCAUCAUAUUCAGCGCAAGUUGCUCAGCAUCAAAAUGAAUCGAAACCUAAAGUCAAGUUUUCCGUUGUUGACUCCGAAAAAAUGCUUGUUCAAUGCUACAAUUGCUCUGGCAUGGGACAUUUUUCCACUUCUUGUCCACAUCCCAAACGUCAAAAAGGAUCAUGCUUCAGAUGUGGUUCAACAGUUCAUAUUCUGAAGGAUUGCCCGAAGUUACCCCCCAAAAAUGCACGCACUAUUGCAUUGAUUGAAGAAUUCUGUUCCGGCCCUAAUCAAGACCAUUCUGAUGUGGAUGCCUUAUCCGAUGUCAAGAUUUGUAAAGAAGUAAAUUCUUCCGAUAAGUUUAAUUAAGCUUUCCGAGAUUCCGAUCGGAUUACAUUGCAAUAAGCUGAGACCAACUGGAUACUACGGAGUAGGUAGUUUACCUGUUAGUACAUAUGGAGUUUUUUACGUUAAAAUAGGAUUUAACGAUAUUUAUAAAAAAAUUGAAAUUUAUGUUGUUCCGGACUCUUGUAUUCCUUAUCCAGUUCUGUUGGGUCGGAAUUUUUUGCAAUCGUUUCAAAUCAAACUUUGUCUUAUUCCUAAUACUGUACCGAAACCGAAAAUUGAAAUUAAUGUAAAUUCAGAUUCAAAUAAA